Molecule: messenger RNA, 1414 nt
Organism: Aedes aegypti (yellow fever mosquito)
Lineage: Eukaryota; Metazoa; Arthropoda; Insecta; Diptera; Culicidae
Product: histone H3.3
Exons: 3
Coding region: 187-597 (136 amino acids)
Cellular component (GO): nucleosome
Molecular function (GO): protein heterodimerization activity; structural constituent of chromatin; DNA binding
Source: RefSeq, a predicted model, not a curated record
UAGCUGCCCGGCAGGAUUCGAAUCGAUCGAUUUUCCGUCUGCUCUCUCUGCUGAUGGUGCUUCAAAAGCUCAAUUCCGUCAUUAAGUAAAGUGAACGCUGCACAAGUAGGAGCGGAAAUUUCUUCACCAAGUCCGGAUUAGUAAAUUGUUUGCGAAAAGCUCUAAACCACAUUCUUCCAAACUACAAUGGCCCGUACUAAGCAGACCGCCCGUAAGUCAACUGGAGGUAAGGCUCCUCGUAAGCAGUUGGCCACCAAGGCCGCUCGUAAGAGUGCCCCAUCGACCGGAGGUGUCAAGAAGCCUCAUCGUUACCGUCCUGGUACCGUCGCCCUGCGAGAAAUUCGUCGGUAUCAGAAAUCGACUGAGCUUCUGAUCCGCAAGCUCCCCUUCCAGCGGUUGGUGCGUGAAAUCGCCCAGGAUUUCAAAACGGAUCUCCGUUUCCAGUCGGCGGCCAUCGGUGCCCUCCAGGAAGCCAGUGAAGCCUACCUGGUAGGUCUCUUUGAAGACACCAAUUUGUGCGCUAUCCAUGCUAAGCGCGUCACAAUUAUGCCUAAAGACAUUCAGUUGGCCCGCCGUAUCCGAGGCGAACGUGCUUAAGCAGCAGGCAUCUUUUGCUACUACUACUAUAAUUACUGUAAUGAUCAGCAUCUCCCCUUCUCCUUCGAUAUAUGGUAUAAAAUAAACCUGUAUUUAAUAUUCAGGAACACGAAAAUCACAUCCAAUGCAUUAUUGAAACCAACCAGCGAAGAGAUAACACUUUCACAUGAACUAUAAAAAUUCAAACAAAGAAUCCGGAUGGUGGAAAUAGCAAUGUCUACAAAGAGUACAUUUUUUUAAAUAAUAGUUCGCGUUUUUGUUUUUUAGUUUUGUUCAUCUUUUACCACGUAAAAUGAGAAAUUUAACGAAAUGAAACUGAUUUGUAGAUUUAGUUUACGCAUAAAUGUGAAAGUAAAAAAAAUAUUACAAAAGUAGAGAUUUAAGGUAGUUUAUAAGGAACAGUGUGAAGAAACAAAACACAAUCAAUGUUUUUGGACUAUUCUGAUCAUUCGAAUUCAGCUCGUAUGAAUCCUUACCCAUUCAGCAACAAACUCGAUUUGAAACAGUAGCUCAAAACUAAAAUGCCUAGUUUUAUCUGACUACGCUCCAAGUACUAAAACGAUAUCAGAAAAAGAGAAAGGCUAAGCAAUUGAUUUCUUUUAAAGAAGUUAUUAGAAAAUGGGUAUCAAUUACCCACGGAAAUUAUCGGUUUUGUUUCUCCCAUACGUUUAUAAUCAAAACAUAGUUUUAUUUAACCAAAAUUGACGCAACAUUUGCAAUUAACACAAACACAUUUAUCUAUACGGAGGAAAUUUGCAAUUUGUCUUGAAUGGAAGGUAUUACAGAAGUUCAAUAAAUCAAACACGUCUAAAUUAAA